AUGACAUUCCCGCGACCUGCCAACGCUGUGCCGUACCGGCCAGACAGCGCCCCCAAUUCUCCAAGCCUCCUAUCGAUUCUAGCACUACCAGCUUCCAAAACCAUGUUCGCACUAGGAAAGAAGCGUCAUCACUCUCAGGGCCAUAUACCAGAUGGACGGGGUUCUCCACUUGUUAGGUAUGGCUACUCUUGUAUUUCUGGACUGGAAAGUAACGAAAGGUGUUGGCUUUCAAACAGGUAUAAACCCUCUGAUCCCGCCUUCUCUCCAAUACCCUCCAGUCUAAUGUCGUCGGCAUGUGAUGAAGAUUUCAAUUUUUCAUUUAUGAGUUACGAUUCGGAGGUUGGCACAUCGCGCAGUAAACCGCCACCACCGGCACCAUCAGCAUCUAGUUCCUACUAUCUUAGCCCGCUUCGGAAGGCAAUGAAGAUGAGCGGCGUAUUGGAACAACCUCUCUCCGAAGUAGAAUCGGACGAUGAUGUCGCUUAUUCUGUACUCGACUUCACCAGACGAGAUGUCCGCCCUCUUAGUACGGACUCCUCGCCAUCGCAAUCCAGCGAAAUGUCAGGAUUGACGAAGCUUCUCAACGCACCUGCACCUCCUAUAACAAAUCCGUAUUCGGAAAAUGUGCGCUUGACAAUGUUGAAAUCCAGUCAGGGGGAUGAUCGGCUGAAGAUAACGGUUUUUUUCCCUCAUGCAGAGUCCCCUGCGGGGAAAUCGAUGGUGUUGGACCUACAUGAGGAGGCGAGCAUAGAGGAGCUGAUCGGGAUGGGUUUAUGGACAUAUUGGGAGAAUGGAUGGAUUCCCCAACUUUCUAUAAAUCAUACAGACUCGUACACGCCCAAGCACUCCCGGAAGAGCGUCGCGUCUGGUUGGAAGGUAUUUCCUGUGAGAUACGGAUUUGUUGACCAAGGACACGGAGCUUAUGGCUCCUCGGACAAGGUUCGGCUACUAGAUGGUGUUGUAGAGUUUGCUGUGAUGAAAGCCAGUGAAGAUGACUACCGGAGGGUCAAGUCGCCACUGGGUCACCGGAAAUCCUAUUCUAUGCCCUCCCAUAGGAUGAGCCUAUUGCUGGUGCGCUCGCGAAAAAGAGACAACCCCUUAAGCUCCUUAAAGUCCGUUCUCAUCAGAACUGAGUCGGGGGGCUCGCCUGACGUCGUUGAAGCUCCUGUGUAA
Marasmius oreades (fairy-ring Marasmius) is the source of this 1173-nucleotide messenger RNA. RefSeq lists its product as uncharacterized. The transcript is spliced from 3 exons. NCBI's taxonomy places the organism in Eukaryota, Fungi, Basidiomycota, Agaricomycetes, Agaricales, Marasmiaceae. The record is from RefSeq and is a predicted model, not a curated record. Bases 1 to 1173 code for a protein of 390 amino acids.